Molecule: messenger RNA, 1625 nt
Organism: Spizellomyces punctatus DAOM BR117
Lineage: Eukaryota; Fungi; Chytridiomycota; Chytridiomycetes; Spizellomycetales; Spizellomycetaceae
Product: succinate-CoA ligase, beta subunit
Exons: 6
Coding region: 91-1440 (449 amino acids)
Biological process (GO): tricarboxylic acid cycle; succinyl-CoA metabolic process
Cellular component (GO): mitochondrion; succinate-CoA ligase complex
Molecular function (GO): ATP binding; succinate-CoA ligase (ADP-forming) activity
Source: RefSeq, a predicted model, not a curated record
GAGCAACUGCCGAAAAAACACGCCCGGUAUAGGCCUCGUCGUAACUGGUUGGCCCCAUCUUGCCUUUUCAUCUCUGGACAUUCUUCCACAAUGCUUGCCUCUACACUUCGUGCUGUAAGGGGCUCGAGCAUCGCUCAGCUCCGUGCGGCCCAACCUCGUGUGAGCCAACUUCAACAUGCCCAAAAGCGUAACCUUUCCAUCCACGAGCACCUUUCCAUGGGCCUCUUGCAACAAUAUGGCGUACAAGUUCCACGUGGUGCUGUCGCCAAAACCCCAAAGGAAGCGGAGAAAAUCGCUCAGGACCUUGGCACUGAGGACUUUGUCAUCAAAGCUCAGGUCUUAGCUGGAGGACGUGGAAAGGGUCAUUUUGACUCGGGAUUGAAGGGCGGUGUGCGGCUAGUUUACUCCCCCACAGAAGUGAAAAUGUUUGCAGAAAAGAUGCUUGGCCACAACCUCAUCACAAAGCAGACUGGAGCAGCUGGUCGUCAGUGUAACGCUGUCUAUGUUGUCGAGCGACUGUACGUCCGUCGCGAAUACUACUUCGCCAUCAUCCAAGACCGUGCUACCCAAGGCCCCGUCAUUGUGGCGUCGUCUCAAGGUGGUAUGGACAUUGAGACGGUCGCCGCCGAAACUCCCGAAGCCCUCGUAACGCACCCGGUCGAUAUCAACACUGGUUUGAAGCGGGAAGAUGCCAUAAACGUUGCCAAGAAACUCGGAUUUACUGGCAACACCCUGGAACAGGCCGCUGACACCUUCGAACGAUUGUACAAGCUCUUCAUCGAAAAAGAUGCCACUAUGAUCGAGAUCAACCCAUUGGCUGAGGUCCAUAUUGAGGACGGGGAGAGCAAGGUCAUGUGUAUGGAUGCAAAAUUCGGGUUCGAUGACAAUGCCGAGUUCCGCCAAAAGGACAUCUUCGCCCUUCGCGAUACGACGCAGGAGGAUCCCCGUGAGGUUGCUGCUGCCAAGUGGAACCUGAACUAUAUUGGUCUUGAUGGAAGCAUUGGGUGUUUGGUUAACGGCGCUGGGUUGGCCAUGGCAACAAUGGACAUCAUUAAACUCCACGGAGGAGAGCCAGCCAACUUCCUGGAUGUCGGCGGUGGUGCGCAGGCGGACCAGGUCACAGAAGCUUUUAAGAUCAUUAGCUCUGAUCCACGGGUCUCUGCUAUUCUUGUCAACAUUUUUGGUGGUAUCAUGCGCUGCGACAUCAUUGCGCAGGGUAUCAUUUCAGCGGUGAACCAACUCGGUCUGAACCUCCCUCUCAUUGUCCGUCUGCAAGGAACUGAGGUGGAAGCUGCAAAGAAGUUAAUUAAAGAGAGUGGUUUAAGAAUGUUCUCUGUUGACGACUUGGAUAUUGCGGCCAGCAAGGCCGUACAAAUGAGUAACAUUGUGGGCAUGGCUAGGAAAGCUGGGGUGCAGGUGAAGUUUGAGCUGCCAAUUUAAAAUAGUCAGAGGAGCUAGGUGGUAUAGAAACAUGGGCGGAAUAGAGCGUGCGCCCGGUGGUUUGUGUUUAUGUGUUGCAUGAUAUUUUGUCAUCUCAUACCGAUAGUGAAAAUGGAAGUGGAUGCGAAUUAACGUCCUUUUCCAGAAUGCAAGCUGUUCUGCUUAAAAUCAAGCUUUGAUCCAAA